Molecule: messenger RNA, 5138 nt
Organism: Xiphophorus hellerii (green swordtail)
Lineage: Eukaryota; Metazoa; Chordata; Actinopteri; Cyprinodontiformes; Poeciliidae
Product: protein zyg-11 homolog
Exons: 14
Coding region: 2644-4893 (749 amino acids)
Cellular component (GO): Cul2-RING ubiquitin ligase complex
Source: RefSeq, a predicted model, not a curated record
UCUCUCUCUCUCUCUCACUCCUCCCUUACAAAUCUGUUUCCUAUCAGCUCUAAUCUAAUUCCGGCUUCAUUCCGGGCAUCCAGUAGCUCCGGCAUACUGUUGGGAGGGAUUGCGUGGGUGUGCGUGUGUGCGUGUGUUUUGGAUGUCGGAACGUUUCUCUUGUGUUCGCGGAUUAUGAAGGAUGUCUGUGUCUCUCGCAGCAGUCCAAGAACUGUUGGCAGCUGUGUUUGUUUGGUUAUGGAGACAAUAUGCGUGCUGGAGAAAACAAAAAAACAAAAUAAAAAAAAAACAACAUAACCCUUCAGCUAAAUGCUGCGGAUGGAGGAGGAAGGCUCAGGCUUUGAAGAUGCGGGGGGAUUCUCUGCGUGGGGACAUUUUCCAAUCCAGCAUGUGGGAGAAGAACGGUGGUUCUGAUCAGCAUUGUGGCAGCGCAUCAUUCAGAGAGAGAGGAGUGCAUUUAUUUAAAGCACUAAUGAACAAAAUUAUUCUGGCUUUCCUGUUCUGUUUACAUUUAUUAUCAUUCCUAAGUAGUGACUUGUCCUUUCUUUGGAAAUCGUAAACAAUUUAUUAAUUGUCUGAAGAAGAAGAAAAAAAUUGCUUUUCACAAUAAGAACUCGAGUGUCGGACUGAAAGAGAAAAGAAAUCUUUUUCAGUGAGCUCCUCCUUGUGGUUAAAGUACUUUACUACCUAAAUGUCGACGAUAGACAUUAAAGGGGCAGUAUUGUGUAUUUCCCAAGUACAUGCAUACUGUACAAUGCUAUUAUAUACCAUAACCAAGUAACUACGUCACCUUCGGUUAUUAUACGAAUGUUUUAUAUAUCAAAUUUGGUCUAAAAGAAAUUUUACUCCCUGAUUUAACGCCUUGAAAUUGGGCCUCUGUCUCUCUCCUGCUCUUGUUGAAACUCCGCCUUCAGGAAGUCGUCACAACAUGGCUCCAUUAACUGUUUAACAACGUUUUCACCAGCGUUGCUCUGAGAAGUAGCUCCUCUAACAAGCUCAGCAGAUACGCAGUUCCACAAGGUGUUUGCUGGUUACGGAUGGCUAGUCUGAAGGAGCCGAGUGGGGGAAUUAGGAGGGAGGAUGUGCUCUGUGCAGCAGAAGCUCAUGAGCUUGGAACUGCAACUCAGAGGAAGAAGGCGGUGCUAUAGGCUCACCCAGAUGUUUUGCACAGCUGAAUUGUUGCCACGGGAGAUUAAAGGAUUUCUCAAACAUGCAUGAAAGAAUGUUAGGCUCUAAAAUAAUUUCCCUUUAAAAAGACUGAACUUGUAUUAUAAAGUCAACUUUUUAAGCUGAUGAAACUGUAGUUCCCACAUAUCUAACUAUUAGUCACCUUUAUAAACUGCCGUGGAUCACUGGCUAGUACUGAGAUCAACCCAAUCUCGCAUGUAUUUGCUGCCUGAUACUCUGCGUAGUUUGAUUUUCUUAUGUCUUGUAAUUUCAUUAAUAAAUGCGUGGAAUGUAAGUCAACCCUGUAUGUAAAUUACUGUUAAGUUAAAGGAAAAUUAUGGUUUCCAAAAGGAUUUACAAAUAGAGUCUGAUUCUGUGGGUAAUAUGGCACCCUGCCCAGGGUGGAAGGAUUUAGGGGCUGCAACAAGCAGAAUAAGAGAAAGAAAAUCAUCUGUCAAAGGAGGAAUUCAAGUACACAUCUUUCCGUUUGUGAACAAAGGGAAUUUUCACAUUUGUUUUAGGUUUUUUUUAAAAAUGUUUUGUCUAAAAUAAUUGGUCGAAUAUAUGAACUGGUCCGAUCUGAAAAUUAUCUACAUAGUACAAAUGUUAAUUUAAAUGCAGUUUUGGCCUUUAUUCACUCAUAUUUGUUGUACUCCUUUGGCAUUAACAAAGAAGAAAUAAGAGUGUGUGAAUCACUCUAUGAACCAGCUAGACCUGGUCUAAUUCACAGUAGACAAAUUACAUGAAGAGUAGUGUCUAAAUUCAGUCUUCAAGGUCUGGUAUCCUGUAUGUUUUAGCACUUUAAACACACAAUUCGUUGAGCAGCACACCUGAACGCAUGAUGGAUGGUUCAUUAGCAGGUCUGUGCAGAACUUUGGCAUGUUGAAUGGAUAAAGGCAGUGACAUUUAAAACUGGCAGGACAUGUGCUCGUGAUUUGUAAAAACCUUCGUUUGUGAAAAAAUUAACAGGGGAAAAAAAGUUUAACUUCUAAAAACAAGCAAACAAAAAACACGUAGUUACGGACAGAUAUUAAAGAACGUUGGGUACUAUUGUUUUACAGGAAGUGGUGUUCUUGUUUCUCCAAUUUUUCGUCUUUUUAUUUUAUUUUUUAACUAUAUGUGUUGUAAAGCCUAUAAUGUCUGUGUCUUUAAAUGGAGACGGACCGCGGUGGCUCGUGCUGUAGUUUCGUCAUGAAGCGGUGUCUUCAAACAGGCAGCUGGAUGACGUUUAUCAGGCUGGCCAAUCGGAUGCAAUUAAAGUGACAGCGGACACUCCGUAAACAACGGCCGCGACUUAAAUCAAAACAGAGGGAGGACUUUUUUAUCACUUAUACUUUUAUUUUACCUCUCUCGUCAGCAAGUUGCAGCAUACGUAUAACCAUAAUUGUUUCGAAAAAGCUUUUGUUGUUUGUAAGUUGUUCACAUUUUUCUGACGACUUUACUUUUUUUUUUUUUUUUUUUUUUUACUGUCCGAGAAUGGAUGGCGAGGGCCCCCAGACGCUGUGUGACCUCUGCUUGGCUCAGGUGUGCAGCAGAUUAGAUGCUUUGUGCAGGAAGGGAGCAGACGGUUCAAUGAGCCUCAUCUGGGCCCCACUGUUCCCACAGGAACUGGCUGACCAACUGCUGCAAAUGAUGGCAACCAAAGGAAUGCUGAAUGACGUAACUGUUGGGAUUUUCCGAAACAGCGAGAAGCUCCGCCUGCGCAGCGCCUCCAUCCGCUACUGUAAGGUGUCCGCUAAGGCUUUCCGCCUGGCCCUCUGCCCUCACAGGCUCCUGGAGCUAGACGCCUCCUGGGUCCCCGGGGGUCUAACGGGGGCUGAUGUCAUCUUGGGCCUGGCCUCCAACCCAGACUGCAGGGCUAGUCUGCAGAUGUUGGCCCUCAAUGGCUUGAGUCUGAACCUGGGACCUCCGGAAAAGGACGGUGGAGUGUGCGUUGGCUUUAGCUCCCUGCAGGGCCUCAAGACGCUCCACCUCGUCAACACAGAUCUAACGGAUGAUAUCCUUGAGGAUAUUUGUUCUCUCCCCCGGCUGGAGACUUUGGAUAUCUCCUGUAGCUCUGUGUCUGAAUUGAAUGCGCUCCUUAAAUGUAAAAACACACUGAGAUCCCUCAUUGUCCACCGGCUGUACCGACUUGAAACGUCUCCUGUCAGGUUGCUUUUUAUCUUCGCCCAACUUCAUGCUCUUAGGCAUCUGGACUUCUCGAACAACCACUUUGCCAAUGACGACAGCGAAAGUAGGGUCGACAGAGACGAGACAGUGAGGCAGCUUCUGGAAGCGGGUCCUCAGAUUCUCCCGUCGCUUCUCUCUUUAGAUAUUUCAGGAAGGAAAACGAUCAAUGACUCGGCGCUCAGAGGCUUUGUGGAGUCCAGGAGUGGCCUCGUCUUUCUCGGUCUGCUUGCCACUGGACUUAGUUCCUCUCCUGUUCUAUCUUCACACGAAAACCUAAAAGUAACUGGAGAAGCUAAUGAGAAGCAGCUCUGGGAGGCACUCCGAAGGUACAGAGAGAGGGAGUGUUUCGUGAAAGAGGCCCUCAUCCAUCUCUACCAUCUGACUACCGACACUGACAAACCGCAGCCAGACAUGCUGAAGUUGGUGGUGGAGGCCAUGCAGAGCCACCCAGAGUCCCCGCAUGUCCACCUGUUGGCCACAGCGUGUGUGUUCAACCUGACCACCCGGGACCUGGCAGAGGUUAUGCCUGUCAGGCUGAUGAGCGCCACGGUAACCCAGCUGCUGCACGCCAUGGAGACCUUCCCUAACAUCCAGCAGGUGCAGAGCAACUGUCUGAUGGCGCUCUGCAAUGAUUACCUGCUGCAGAAUGUUCCUUUUGACAGGUAUUUAGCGGCCAUGUUGGUGAUCAAAUGGCUGAGCAACCACGAGGAGCCGACCCUGCAGAGGAUUGCGGUGGCCGUCAUCUCUGUCCUUGUGGCGAAGAUUUCCAUAGAGGAGACAGCACUGCUCAGCAACGACAUGUCAUUUAUGAAGCAGCUGCUGACUGUCGUGCAGCAGAAAGCCAUGCUGGGCGUGGUAGACCCCACUCUGAAGUUUGCCCUGAGCGCGCUGUGGAACCUGACCGACGAGACGCCCACGGCCGCCCGCAACUUCAUCGAGUGUCAGGGCCUGGAGCUCUACAAGGAGGUUCUGGAGUCCUACUACAGCGAAACUACUGUUCAACAGAAAGUUCUUGGCCUUUUGAACAACAUAGCGGAGGUGGAGGAGCUCCAGUCUGACCUGAUGGAUGAAGACCUGUUGGAGCACAUCCUCAGCCUCCUGCAGGACUCCCAGAUGGUGGUGGGGGUGCGCUACUUUGCAGGAGGGAUUCUGGCGCAGCUGGCCUCCAGAGCAGAGGCCUGGACGCUGGACCACGCGCUCCGGCGCACCGUUCUGGAGCAGCUGCAUGAAUCAGUAACAACAUGGCCUCAUCUGGAGCAGGAGAUGGUGUCUUACAGGUCCUUCCGUCCAUUUUGCUCUCUGCUUCAGACUUGCCAGCCCUCUGGGGUCCAGCUGUGGGCGGUGUGGGCGAUACAUCUCGUUUGCAGACAAAACGCUUCGUAUUACAUCCACAUGCUAACCAAGGAGGGCCUGAUGGAGCUUCUGAAAGCACUGGACACACAUCCCGACACACACAGCGACGUUAAGAGGAUUUCCCAAAGCAUCGUGCUGAUGGUACAGGAACAACAGACUCCCUGUGAGGUGGCGAACAGCCAGACGGAGCCUGGGAAGUCCUAACAAAAGUGCUUUAAAAAGCUUUUUUAAACGGAUCUGGCGUGUGGUCGCCAUGACGACACAAAAUGAAUAAAUACAGUUGUUCAGAAUGGUGUGUGGUUACGUAAUGACUGCUUGUUAAAUACUGCGUCUUGUAUUUAAUUGGGAUUCGGUGUGAUAGAGCAGUGUGAAUUGGGACGCGAGUAUGGAAAACCAGUCAAAUCAAACAUGUCUUUCAAAGAUUGUUCAAAAUAAAAAUCUCAAAGUUG